AUGGAGGUUCGAGUGGAGGCAGCUGCCGGUCUUCCCACGGAUGCAGUGCUUUCACUGCGGCUUGGGGCCACACGAAGACAAGCUCCCUUACAGAGCGCACUGUCGCACCCACUGCGGUUUUCAACCUUCCUGGAUUCCGCAAGUGAGCCACUUCGCCUCGACGUCAUGCGACCGAUGUCCACAGCGCAGGUUGUUCUGCGGGCCGAGGAGCACCGCUACACCGUGCCCCUGCCAGGUUGUCCUGACGGGGCAAUCCAGUUCUUGGUGAAGCCUUCCUUUGCCAAAGUUGCAGAGCGAGGUCGCGGGACCGAUGCCUACAGCGCUCCCUCCUUACCAGGCUUCAAGGACGCAGCUGCCUCCGCGAAGGAAUAUCUCGAGAGACACCAUCUCCUUCAGUACAUGCAGUCGCUGCUUCACGCAGUGAUUCAGGCAAAGCCCAAGGAUCCUGUCGCCUACAUGAUGAGUCUUAUGAAGACUUCGCAUCGCUCCGACCGCUCCGAGAGCCGGAGGUCAUCUGAAGAGGUUCCAGAAGCUCGCAGUGAUCCAGGACCAAGUGUGGCUGGCAAUGAGCUCCUACUCGGACAAACUGCUUCCGAUCCAGGCCUUGGGCCUGAGGCGCUGGAAGCCGCCAAAGCUGAACCCUGCGCGCCCCCGCAGGAUGACCAACACGCCUCAGCGCGCGAAGAGGACUUUGUUUUGGACUCCAGCGUUCCCGCGCCCACCCUCGAGCCACAGCACCUCGACAUCGUGGAUUCGCCUGCCUCUGCAAGACGCAAAGAGCCUGCGCUGACACGUGCAGCACUCGAUCCGCAGAGGUUGAAAGAAGUACGGACGAGUCUGCAACGACAGCUGCAAAGCACUAUCUCGGAAGGGAAACUGGAGACGUCUGUUCAGAAGGCACUGGAGUUGAUGACAGGCCCAUCAUUCGAAGCAGAGGAGCACUUGAGGAAUGAACUCAUAAUUCUCCUUUCGGAGAGGAAGGAGCUGAUGUCCCGCACACACAGGCUGACGGAGGAGCUGCAUCAGCUGAGGCAGUUGAACCAGGAUCUCCACAUCAAGCUAUCAAAGAGUAGCGACUAUGGGUAG
Messenger RNA from Symbiodinium sp. CCMP2456, 1086 nucleotides. NCBI's taxonomy places the organism in Eukaryota, Dinophyceae, Suessiales, Symbiodiniaceae. The record is from the annotation of a GenBank genome assembly.